AUGUUGGAGAUGAGGUCACACACAGGCGCCGGACAGGCAUUGAUUGGGAAGCGUACCGGCGAUGACUUGGCUCUCACUAAGGGCUCUCAUAUCUCGUACGGACAGUACGGCCGCCAACAGCUGUUGACCUCAACUCUGUUCGGCAUUUAUCGCCAACAGAUCCAAACGCAACAGAUCUAUGAGAAGAAGUUAGCCCUCAGACAGAGAUUCUAUACAUUAUUGUCGUCCCAAAUGAAGGAGAAGAUCGACUUGUAUUUGAUCGGCUCUUCGCUCACGGGUUUCGGCUGUAACUCGAGUGACACCGACUUCUGUCUCAUUAUUUACGACUCGGAGGACAACAUUGACAAGAGGUAUGACAAUAAGCAUACCGUCCUCUCGAAGCUGGAAGAGUUGAAGCAAAUACUGCAGUCGAAUAGCGUGUCGGACAACCCGCAGGUGAUCCCAGCGCUCGUACCCAUUCUCAAGUUCAUCGAGAGCUCGACGGGAAUUGAAGUAAACAUUAAUGUGAACCGAAUCGUCACCAUAAGGAACACACACCUCAUGCAUAUGUACUGUCAGAUGGACUCGCGAGUGGCACCACUCAUACUGACCCUCAAACUGUGGGCCCGCAAGAACGGCAUCAACUCUGCCUUCAAUAAGAGUCUCACGUCUUAUAGCAUUGCACUGAUGGCCAUCUAUUACCUGCAGAACGUAUGCAACCCUCCAGUGGUUCCGUGUCUGCAGAAGGAGUACCCGGAGCUGUUUGUCGAAGAGGUGACUCGUCUUCGUCUGGAGGACUACAAGAAAGUGAGGUUUCGCACGAAAAACUCUCAAAAGUUGGGUCAACUCUUCACAGAGUUUUUGGAGUACUUUUGUCUCAAUUUUGAUUUCGUGAAAGCCAUUAGCGUUCGUACCAGCGCUCUGAUAAGCCGCUCAGAACUGGUGCCCCAAUACGACCUGAACGGCAAAGUGUGGCAGUCCUGGUGCCACAUUUGCAUCGAAGAGCCCUUUGAUCGCACCAACACUUCCCACGCCGUCCACGAGUGUCGUAUGUUUCGCCAUAUUUACGACUCGCUGAAAGAGACUUAUCUCAGAAUAAAGACACAGAAUCUGAAUUUCGAUAGAUUUAUAUAA
Oppiella nova is the source of this 1113-nucleotide messenger RNA. NCBI's taxonomy places the organism in Eukaryota, Metazoa, Arthropoda, Arachnida, Sarcoptiformes, Oppiidae. The record is from the annotation of a GenBank genome assembly.